GACUGCCCUCCGAAACUUUGCCUGGCUUUAGGUAUCUAGAUGACAAGGUCUCCGCGCGUCUCGUCCAGAGCCUACCGUGCACAAGCACCCCUCAGCUCUCGUUCCUCCCACAUUGCACACACUUCUCCUUUCCAGCAAUCACACAUACACAUCCCUCCCGACAUGAGCCUCUCCACCGCCGCCAUCGUUGGCGUGGCCAUCGGGUCCGCCGUUGCCGGCGCUCUUAUCACGGCCCUCACCGAGGGCAACGACCAGGAAGCUCGCAGAAAGUUUGCCCUUGCCCUGGACUGCUUCCUCCCCUCGAAAGAGCCCAAAGUUGGCUGGCUCCGAUCGCUGCGGGAUGGCAUCUAUUACAGCGCCAAUCGCUACGUCAAGCAGUUCAUCGACGCCAAUGCCCAGGGAGUCGAGAUCGAUGAGUCGACCUUUGCGGCUCUGGCGCUGCCGCCUGGCGAAUGGAGGCGCCUCCUGGAGCCUGGCGCAGAUCGCGAGCACAUCAUGGCCACCUUCAUCUGCCGCUUCCUCAUGUCGCGCAUGGCCGCCAACUCCGACCUGGCCACCACCCUCCUGCCCCCAGACAUAGCAGCCACGUACCAGCGUCUCUUGACCAUGCCCGCAACUAAGGCCUUCUCCUCUAGCAGUGGAUGGCUGUCCUAG
Molecule: messenger RNA, 654 nt
Organism: Gaeumannomyces tritici R3-111a-1
Lineage: Eukaryota; Fungi; Ascomycota; Sordariomycetes; Magnaporthales; Magnaporthaceae
Exons: 2
Coding region: 40-654 (204 amino acids)
Source: RefSeq, a predicted model, not a curated record